This is a messenger RNA of Amyelois transitella, 1586 nucleotides long. RefSeq names its product sarcoplasmic calcium-binding protein, alpha chain (gene Scp1). Gene Ontology annotation, molecular function: calcium ion binding. The record is from RefSeq and is a predicted model, not a curated record. The coding region runs from base 84 to 671 and encodes 195 amino acids. The transcript is spliced from 4 exons. NCBI's taxonomy places the organism in Eukaryota, Metazoa, Arthropoda, Insecta, Lepidoptera, Pyralidae.
GGGUGGCGUGCGCGGCGGGCAACAGUCGCCGAUAGACCGCCGCGCGCGCCUCGCCUCGCGAAACAUAAUAAUUCACCGUCAAAAUGGCCUACGCAUGGGAUAACAGAGUCGCCUUCGUUGUGCGGUAUCUUUAUGAUAUUGACAACAACGGCUACUUAGACUCUCACGACUUCCAAUGCCUGGCACUGCGCUCCUGCGUGCUGGAAGGCAAAGGUGACUGCAGCGCCGCCCGUCUGCAGAAGUACCAGCACAUCAUGCUGAGUCUCUGGGAGGAGAUCACCCAGCUGGCUGACUUCGACAAGGUGCCAGACUAUGAUGGGAUGAUAACAGUUGAGGAAUUCAAACAAGCUGUUAAAAAUAGUUGUGUGGGGAAGAAGUACGAUGAUUUUCCACAAGCUAUGAAAGCGUUCAUCGAGUCCAACUUUAGAAUGAUUGACAUUAAUGCUGAUGGAGUGAUCGGCAUAGAGGAGUACAGAUACGACUGUGUGCAGAGGAUGGUGCUUGAAGACAUUAAGGUCAUCGACGACGCUUUUAACACUUUGUUAAAUGAUGACGACAGGAGGAAAGGGGGCAUCACACUAUCGCGAUACCAGGAGUUAUUUGCUCAGUUCCUGGGGGACGUCAACGACGACUGCCAAGCUAAGCACCUGUUUGGGCCCUUAGAAAUAUAAUAAAACCUCUAUUUCUUAAGCACAUGAAUGACACACCCACUUUACAUUACUAAAAUGAAACUUUAUAUUCGUAAAUGCGAUUUGAUAACCUUCAUUUUAAUGGUGUAAAGAAAGCCUUACGAGGCAUAAUUUUAUUAUAGAAAGUGUGUCUACUAUUAUUUUCUAAAAGACAUACUUUAAAGGCCUAAUAUUGAAAUUAUAUCCCCUAAUUGAAAUGAGAACAGCUACAAGUUUCAAGGCAAAUUUCUUUUAAAAUACAUUGUUAGGCAAUGAAGGUUAAAACGCGGGAAAUCUGCUAUAUCUGUGUACAUAACACCGACUACCUACGUCACGGGAAGCUAUACUCUCUAUAUUUACAAUAUUAUCUUUACGACCCGAAAUAUCGCGCCAAAAAUAGAACCACCGCAUCGAUACCGCACCAAAAUAACAACACAACAAUCGCGCGCGAAAGAUGCGUUCCCGAUUACGUAAAUUAUUUAAAAAUAACAAAAUACUUAAAAUAGUUUAUUCUUAAGUACGAUGCUAGUUAUAUUGUUACAUGGCAUUAUUCUUUCCUAACAUUUAAUUUUUUAUUGUUACCCAUGUUAUAUUUAUUCGUGAUAUUGUUAAGACGGAUUAUUUUUACUUAAUUGUAACUGUUGUGUGAUUUUUGGAAUGUUAGUUCCCACUUAUGGUUUUGAUUAAUGAUUAUUAUGGUAUCAUUAUAAUUAUGACAUAGACGAACGAAACAAGCCGAUAAGUUUAACGAUAUGCUAUUUGUGUACAAAGGCAGUAACUAUUAGAAGACUUUGUGGGGAAUGUAUGGGCAAUGUUGUCUGUUGUGCUCAAUAUUACAAAAUGAAUCUAGUCAAGCUUAAAUAUUAUUAUUUGUAAAUAUUCUUGUUAACGAAGACAUCAAAAUUAUUACGAUUACAA